Molecule: messenger RNA, 1913 nt
Organism: Hydra vulgaris (swiftwater hydra)
Lineage: Eukaryota; Metazoa; Cnidaria; Hydrozoa; Anthoathecata; Hydridae
Product: leiomodin-3
Biological process (GO): actin filament organization; myofibril assembly; pointed-end actin filament capping
Cellular component (GO): myofibril; cytoskeleton
Molecular function (GO): tropomyosin binding
Source: RefSeq, a predicted model, not a curated record
UGAGGCGUCGAAGAACCGUUAAACUAAAAACUUUUGAACUGCAUUAAAUUUUUUUUGUUUUUUUGUUUAAUUGUUUGUAUAUUUUGUUAAUAACAAACAAAAAAUAAAUCAUAAAGAGUAAACAACUGAGUACUAAACAAGCAAAGUAUAAGGAUAUUGAAAGAAAUUCGUUUCUUAGAAAAAGCAAUAAAAAUGCCGUAUUCAGAUGUUGAGUCAACUCGGAGAAGAGUAAAGUCUUUUGUAGAUGAAGAUUCUGACUUAGAUGUCAAUAUUUUGUUAAAAUGUCUAAUGGAUGAUACGGAUGAAAUAUUUUGUAUUCGAAUUAACAAUAUCAAAAUAGAUACACUUGUUUUGUAUGCCAUUUUUGAAGCAUUGAAAACUACGAAAAAAAUUUGUCAUUUAUCUCUUGCAGGACUUAACAUUAAUGAUGAAAGAGGGCUGGUUCUUAAUGAAGCUUUAAAAGAAAACACAACUUUGCAGACUUUAAACCUCGAAUCAAACGAUUUAACAAAUCUGGUUAUCGAGCCUUUAUGUGCAAUUUUGGAAACUCACAAAACUCUUCGAGAAUUUAAAUGUUCACACCAAAAAAAUGGUUUGGGAAGCAGAGGUGAAGAAGCAAUGGCUAGAGCUUUAAACAAAAAUAACCAACUUUUAAAAAUAUCAUAUCCAUUUAAAGUACCAUCAGCUAGAAGCUUAGCCGACCGAUGCCACAUUCGUAAUCAAGAAUUAUUGCGUCAAAAACGCGCCAAAGGUGAAGACUUCUACAAUUAUAAUGAAGAAAUUAAGAAAAGGGACGAACACCCUCAACCAUGGAUAAAAGAAAUAAAUGAAAACAAAAAUGAAGUUAUGAGAUUUAAAAUUAACGAACAACGUCGAAGUAUGAGAAAAGUACCAGAUAUCACCAAGAUGCGUAUCGAGGCAAAACAAAGAGCGGUUGAAAACGCAAAACCAAUAAUUGAUAACGAGUUAUCAGUAAAACUAGCUAUCGCAAAAAGAAACAGCGGUGUAUAUCGCUUAUAGGCAGUUUAAAAUCGGUAUUAAAAAAAUUCUGGAAUAGUCAAAUGAUAUUAAUUAACUAAUUUGAAAUAAUUGCCCUGCAAAUAGUUUAAUCGACGCUGGUUGAACAGAUUAUUUAAUUUAUACGUUUUUAAGAGAAAAACCAUUUUUUAUUGUAAAUAAAUUUAUCUUUUGAAAUAUUUUUAAUUGCAACGUAGUUUGCACAAAAAAACAUUGUUUCAUUAAAUCACUUUAUUCUUUUAUAAAUUGUAAUAAUGCAAAAACUUCCAAAAAUGCUGUAAACGACAGUAAUUUAAUUAAAAAAGCGUUGCUUUGUAAUAUAAUAUAAUAUACUUGUUCAGCAAAAAUAAUGAAAACUUUUGUAUAUGUUGUAACAUUUUCGAAAUGUUUACAUUAUUUUUACAUUGCAUUUAAAUUUUUACAUUAUACUUAAAAAAUAUACAUUUAGUAAUAAAGUUGUAUAACUAUUUUGAAAAACUGAAUUCUUUACUUAAGGUUUUAUAAGUACUAAGCGCCAAAAAGAAAAAAAAGCAGUGACUAUUUUUUUGUUAUAAGAACUAAAAUUUUAAUUAGAAAUUAAUACCAAAAACAAACAAUAUUAAAAUUAUUUAAAUAAUAUUCUAAGUUUAAUCAUGAAACAUAAAUAAGAUAAACGACAUAUUUUUGUAAGUUUAUAUAAAGCUUAUUUUUAUCUGGAAAUUAUCUUGUAUAUUAAAAAAAAACUCAGUCUAUGGUUUGAUUGAUGAAAUACAUUUUAUGAGAGUUAUGUUAUUCUACAAUUGUAUACGGUUGUUAUUUUAUAAUUGUAUACGGUUGUUAUUCUUUUAUUGUAUACGGUUGUUAAUUUAUAAUGGUAUAUGGUUGUUAUUCUAUAAUUACGAACUAUACCUCGUUAA